Setaria italica (foxtail millet) is the source of this 1088-nucleotide messenger RNA. RefSeq names its product histone H1. Gene Ontology annotation, biological process: negative regulation of DNA recombination; chromosome condensation; nucleosome assembly. The coding region runs from base 73 to 777 and encodes 234 amino acids. The transcript is spliced from 2 exons. Gene Ontology annotation, cellular component: nucleosome; nucleus. Gene Ontology annotation, molecular function: double-stranded DNA binding; structural constituent of chromatin; nucleosomal DNA binding. Lineage: Eukaryota; Viridiplantae; Streptophyta; Magnoliopsida; Poales; Poaceae. The record is from RefSeq and is a predicted model, not a curated record.
CUCGUCACGCCACUGAAAAAUCCGCUUGCAUCACAGGCACACCGAAACAGAGUAGAGUGAUCUUUGUUUCCCAUGGCGACCGCGACUGAGGAAGUUGCACCGGUCGUUGCCGAGGUGCCGGCGCCGGAGAAGGUGGAGGAAGUGAAGGAAGCGGGCGCUGUGGAGGCGCCGGAGAAGGUGGAGGAGGAGCCGAAGCCGGCGGCGGAGGAGGGGAAGAAGGCAGAGGAGGCGGAUGGGAAGAAGCCCGAGGAGGUGGAGAAGAAGGUGAAGAAGCCGCGGAGCAGGAAGCCCAAGUCCGCCGGGCCGCACCACCCGCCCUACUUCGAGAUGAUCAAGGAGGCGAUCCUGUCGCAGGACGGCAAGGCGGGGGCGAGCCCGUACGCGAUCGCCAAGCACAUGGGGGAGAAGCACCGGGACGUGCUCCCGGCCAACUACCGCAAGGUGCUGGCCGUGCAGCUGCGCAACUUCGCCGCCAAGGGCCGGCUCGUCAAGGUCAAGGCCUCCUUCAAGCUCGCCGCGGCCGAGGAGAAGAAGCCCGCCGCCGCGAUGGCGAGGGCGAAGGCGCCGGCGGCGGGCAAGCGCAAGAGGGCGGCGGCGUCCGCCGCGCCCGCCAAGAAGAAGAAGCCGGCCGCCCCCGCGGAGGCGAAGAAGGCGCGCGCGAAGCGGGCCAGGAAGGCGGCGCCGGCGCCGGCGCAGCCGAUGCCGAAGCCGAAGCAGGCGGCCAGGCCCGUCCGCGCCGCCGUAGCCAGGAAGGCGGCGAACAAGGCCAGCGCCUGAUCAACCGCCAGCGCCAGCGCCGUGUCGUCUUGGUCCCCGUGUCUGCGCGCCGCCGUCCGUGUAUAGCUGGUAGUAGCUGCAGUAGUGAAUUAGUAGUAGCGAGCACUCCGGUGCAGUAUCGGUCGUCUCCGCCGUGUGUGUGACGGCGUGUUGUAAAUACCGGAACCAGUGAGGUGUGAUGGGAAUAAGCGCGCGCUUUAGCUUCUGCUGGUGCUCGGAAGAAGAACCGAUCUCAGUGUAGUGUAGUGAUCUGCUAGCUGAGUAUUGAGUGUGUGACGAUGCUUGAUGAGAUCAUCGUGCUAGUUCAAUCA